AUGCAAGUAUUUGUUCGUGGUGACACUGAGCUCAUUCCGCUCGAACUUGAAAACGAUCAUACUGUACAAGACAUUCGUGAAUAUAUUGCUGACGAAUAUGAUGUUGAUAUGAAUGAACUUGUAUUAAGUUAUCAUGGUACACUAUUGAACGAUGAACAAACAAUUGAACAAUGUGGACUUAUAUCUGGUUCAACACUUGAUGCUACUAUGAAAUUAUUUGGUGGUAAAGUCCAUGGUUCAUUGGCUCGUGCCGGUAAAGUCAAAGGUCAAACACCAAAGGUUGCUAAACAAGAAAAACGUAAGAAGAAAACUGGACGUGCUAAACGUCGUCUUCAAUACAAACAACGAUUUGUUAACAAGGUUACCGGAGUGGGUCGUCGUCGUGGACCAAAUUCAAAUCAACAAGCUGCAUCAUAA
Molecule: messenger RNA, 417 nt
Organism: Rotaria sordida
Lineage: Eukaryota; Metazoa; Rotifera; Eurotatoria; Philodinida; Philodinidae
Source: the annotation of a GenBank genome assembly